Messenger RNA from Porites evermanni, 1898 nucleotides. Lineage: Eukaryota; Metazoa; Cnidaria; Anthozoa; Scleractinia; Poritidae. The record is from the annotation of a GenBank genome assembly.
AUGCUGACCUUCCUUAUGCUCGUUAGACUCUCCUCCUUGUGCCCUAAUGCCAUACUUCAGCGUAAGUAUUGACUUAAAUAACGAUGAAACAUGAUCGACGGUACCUUAUGUUGUACCCUCAAGGAGAGUAUAAGGGUGUGGGGUGAGAAGAAAGUGCUCAAUCUAUUACCUUUAUUGAAGAGUCACCUCUAUUGAGGGGAAAGGGACACUUUUUCUGAGUCCUGAAACCUGGGUUUAACCUACAUUCAGGGGGGGAGGGGACACCUUAGCAGUCAAAGGGUGACUCACCACAAAGAGGGUUGAUAUCUCAAAGUGUACUCUAAUCACCGUUAUAGAAACUUUUACAAAUUGAAGUAACUUACUUAAAUCAAUUAAAUGCACUUGAGUGAAUUCAACAGAAAAUGUCGUAGAGAUAAGAUAAUGAUGAUUUAUGUUGUCUUUGUUGGUUAGUUCUCAAUGCAAGAUCCAGACCUUGAGAUAGGGGGGGUUGUCAUCCAGACCCUUAGAUAAGGGGGGCGGUCUUCAAAAAAAAUGUUUUCGGCCCUUUAGACCUCAGUUUGGUCUAAAAAUAAGGGGCUGGAUCCGCUGUCCCGAGGGUGUCCCCUAAAUAUAGGUUCCACUAUACAGUAACGUUCGUUUUUAUCUGCAGGAGUGGAUAUUCUUGUGGAACCUUUACGCGCCACAUUACAAACGAAGGUAAAGGCGAACUCCGUGAAACAAGAAUUUGAAAAACAGGACGAGCUCAAAAGAUCUGCGCUCAGAGCUGUGGCUGCUCUGUUGUCCAUUCCCGACAGUGGUAAGUGCUCACAUAAUGACAUAUGUGUUGUUCUUACAAGGACAAGGAUAGCCUGCGAGCAAGCCCUCCAUUUAGGGGAUAUCGUAAAAAGUAGACGGGCGAGAGGCACGCAGGCUCCUCGCGGCCCGCUUCGCUCGCCCAAAUAGGAGAGCUUGCUCGCACGCUAGGACAAGAACGAUUUAAAUGCGAAAACGAGAUUUUCUCAAUACUAGGACGGUAGUGCACGCCCGUGCACUUACGUCAUUUUGGCGGGAAAACCUGGUAGCCGUCGUCAUUCUACUCUGAGUUUUGGUAGGAAUGUCUCAGUAGCGGAACCAAGUUAUGAAGUGUUAGAAGUUUGAUCAUUUUGCUUAACUUUCUCCAAUAAAGACAAAAGUGCUGACUUUUCGGGAGGAAAAAGGGACAAUGAAGUUCUCCGCAGUGUCUUGUUUUUUAGAUACGCGAAAUAACCUCGUAUACAUAGUCACUCUCGUCCUCGAAUCUAAAGCUCUCUAAUGUUACACCGGAUGAAUCGGUUGUUUUUUGUUUUUUGUUUUUUGUUUUUUUUUUUUGCCUGUGGGCAAUGCACAGAUCUUGUCAACCAAACUGAGCAAAACAAAACCAGAAACACGUAAUAUGUUAAAUCAACCAAACAAAAAUAACUUUCAAUAUUUAUUUUACAGAUUUUUGAUAGGGUUUCUGUUUGUCUUUUCUUUUGCCUACUGCCAGUUUUCAAGGGUUGUUCCGGGGAUGUUCCGUGGGCGUUCCGGGUGUGUUCCGAGGGAAAGGUUGUGGAGUUUUAUAGGGUGAACAGGGUGUAAUCCUAUGUUCCUAUGUUCCGAGGAUUUUAGCACAUGCCGAGCUAUACAGUACAACACAUUCCUCUUAACACAGAGGCCAAGACUGCCGAACAGCGCGCAUUCUGUUUUGCAUUUUAAGUGCCAGCUCAAACAAAGUGACAGCUAUGCUAUUUUUAACUGAUUUGGAGUCUACUUUUGUUUUAGAUAAAAGCCCUUUGCUCAGUGAAUUCUUAGCACAGAUCAAAACGAGCGCCGAGUUGGUUUCCAUGUUUGAUUCCAUUCAGAGAGAUGCAGGCUCUGCUGAUUCCAUGGAUACCAGCUGA